Molecule: messenger RNA, 1506 nt
Organism: Lasiosphaeria miniovina
Lineage: Eukaryota; Fungi; Ascomycota; Sordariomycetes; Sordariales; Lasiosphaeriaceae
Product: major facilitator superfamily domain-containing protein
Exons: 5
Coding region: 1-1506 (501 amino acids)
Biological process (GO): transmembrane transport
Cellular component (GO): plasma membrane
Molecular function (GO): transmembrane transporter activity
Source: RefSeq, a predicted model, not a curated record
AUGUUUGGACGACUGAAGUCUCCUCCUGUCAAGGAGGAAUUCGCCGAGGGCGUUCCCGUUGGUCAGGCGUCCGAGGCGGGCCUCGCCAACUUCGACGACGACGUGCGCGUGCCGUGCCCGCCGCACACGACGGCGCGGAGACUGCAGGCGCGCAUCGACUGCCGUAUCGUGCCCUUCCUGAUCGUACUGUACCUCCUGGCCUUCCUGGACCGCGUCAAUAUCGCCAAUGCCCGCUCGUUCGGGCUCGAGGCCGACCUCGGCAUCCUGGGCGACGGCGUCAAGUACAACACAGCCCUGACCAUCUUCUUCGUGCCCUACAUCGUGCUCGAGAUCCCAUCCAACAUGCUGCUGAAGCACUUCUCGCCGCGCAUCUGGCUCUCCGUCUGCUGCCUCGGCUUCGGCCUGGUGUCGGUCUGCCAGGGUCUGGUCCAGAACUACGCCGGCCUGCUCGUCACGCGCUUCUUCCUCGGCGUCUUCGAGUGCGGCAUGUUCCCCGGCUGCUUCUACAUGCUCAGCAUGUGGUACAAGCGCUCCGAGGCCCAGAAGCGCUACUCGCUCUUCUUUGGCUCCACCUCGCUGGCCGGCGCGUUCGGGGGGCUCCUGGCUUCGGCAAUUGGCAAGAUGGACUACAUGCGCGGCUACCGCGGCUGGCGCUGGCUCUUCAUCCUCGAGGGCUCCUUGACCUUUGCGGUUGGCUUGGUCUUUCUCUUCACGUUUCCCUCGUUCCCGGAGCAGGUGACGUGGCUCUCGGACGAAGAGCGCGAAUAUGUCAUGGCCAGACUUCAGGCCGACCAAGGUCGCAACGCGGCCGAGCGCAAAAUUAGGUUUACCGACGUUGUUGCCGUUCUGAGAGACUUCAAGGUCUUACUCGGCGGGUUCAUGUACUUGGGUCUCAUCGUGCCGGCAUACAGCUUUGCAUUCUUCGCUCCCACCAUCAUCCAAGGCUACCACUACAGCCCUAUAGAGACGCAGCUGCGGUCGGUUCCGCCCUGGGCAGUGGCAUUUAGCUUCGCUAUGAUCGUUGCGGUGCUGUCCGACUUUGCCAGGCACCGUUUCCUGUUCGCCAUGGGGCCCAUCUGCCUCGCCAUUUCCGGCUUCGCCGUAUUGCUGAAUGUUCACGACAACCUCCAAGUUCAGUAUGCCGCGCUCUUCCUGAUCUGCAUGGGCUGCUACUCGGCUAUGCCGGUUAUUGUGUGUUGGUUCAACAUGAACCUUGGCGGGCAUCACCGCCGGGCCAUUGGCACCGCGUGGCAAGUUGGAUUUGGAAAUAUCGGCGGCAUCGUCGCUACUUACUCAUUCCUGACUACGGACGCGCCGCUGUUCAAGAAGGGCUACGCGAUCUGCACCUCCUUCGUCUGCCUGAGCGCCGCUUCCUGUAUCCUGUAUGCAUGGGCGAUUACCCGUGAGAAUCGGAAACGCAGCAAGGCGGCUCACGAUGUGGGCCUCACCGAGUACGAGAAGACGGAGCUCGGGGACCUGAAUCCAGAGUUUCGAUACAUGCUUUGA